AUUUAACUCAAUUCGGUAUCAUUGUAUUUGGUCAUGAGGUACGUUUAAUUAAAUCGAAUGAACAACCUUGGGAUGUAGCAACUAUUUAUACACUUUUAAAUGAACUUCGUUUCGAUCAAGAUGAAGAUACGAAAGAUGCAGAUGCUAUUGAAGCUGCUAUUGAUUUACUUAGUCAAUGUUCUACACGAGGUGAAAAGAAAAUAUUUAUAGUUACAGAUGGUUAUAGUAAUUGUGGUAAUCGUCUUGCUAUGGUACAACAACGUGCUGAAAAUAAUGGUAUUGAUCUCGUAGCUAUGGCUAUUGGUAUUGAUUCAACUAAUCUUCAAUUAGUUUAUAAACGAUAUUUGCAAUGUACUACUGUUCGUGGAUUAUCAAAAGCUUUACGAGCUUUAUUUGAACAAGAAGCACAAAUUGUUUUGUCUGAAUGGGCACCAAUAGAAAAUGAUAAAAAACAAGUUACUGAUGAUAUGAAAGAUACUAUAUCUAAAGAUAAUCUUUUCGAAGAUAUUUUUUCAAAUAAAGCUUUUAAUGAUAUGAUCAAAGAAUUGGCUGAUGAACGCGAGUUAAUGUUAUUACAAAAUGGUCAACCACCAUCAAAUAUAACAAUUGAUAUUUGUUUUUGUCUUGAUUGUACUGGUAGUAUGUCACGAUGGUUAGCAGCAGUUAAAGGUCAAAUGAAAACUAUUAUGGAAGGUAUUCAAGGUGAAGUUAAAGUAAAAUAUCCAUCACUUAAACUUCAACUACGUUUUGCUAUUGUUGCUUAUCGUGAUUUGAAAGAUAAGCUACCAAUUAUGAAAAUAGAUUUUACCGAAAAAACCGAUGAUGUAAUGACAUUUUUAAAUAAAAUAACUGCUAGUGGAGGUGGUGAUAUUCCAGAAGAUGUACUCGGUGCACUUGAUACAUGUUUAACAUUGAAUUGGAGUAAAACAAAUGCUCGAUUCAUUGUACUUAUUACUGAUGCACCUGGUCAUGGACCAGAACUUAAUCAUGAUCUUACAAAUGAUCACUAUAGUAAAGGAAACGGUAAACAUACAUUGACGGGUAUAUGUGAUCGUCUAUUGAAAAAAAAUGAAGAAAUCGAUCUUAUGUUUUGUGUUAUUAAACCAAACGCAACGGCUAAAAUGAGGGAUGCAUUCAAAGCUCAAUAUAAAAGUAAAGCAAGUGAUGCUGGGAGAGCAUUCAAAGAAAUUUUAUUAUUUGAUACUAAACAACAGAAAGUUCAAAAUAAAGAAAGUGAUGCUAAAAGAGCAUUCAAAGAAACAGUGUCAUUUGAUACUGAACAACAUGAAGCUCAAUCAUAUCAUUUUGUUUUUGUUCUUGAUGAAUCAGGUUCAAUGAGCCCACAUUGGAACAAAUUACAACAAGCAUACAACAAUUUCUUAACACGACGUAAUGAUGAUCAAGGUGAAGAUGAUGUCAUUACUGUUGUUCAGUUCGAUAACAGUGCACGUACGAUUUGUUCGAGACAAAAAGUUAUUGAUGCUCCUCGUACACUUUCCAUUCAUGGUGGUGGUACAGAUUAUGCACAAGGUUUGAAAGAAGCGACAAAAGAAAUCGAGAAAGAUAAAACAGAAGCAUCAAUUGUCAUGAUUUUUAUGUCGGAUGGUGCUGAUUGUGGUUAUGGUAAUCCCGAAAAUAUAAUUAGUCAGUUGAAAUCAAAAUACAAAAAAGAUCAUAAUUUUAUUUGUCAUACGAUUGGUUUCGGUGAAGGUAUUCAAAAAGGAAGUGAAGAAGAGAAAAGACUUGACCAAAUGGCAAGCAAUGGUGGUGGUAAAAAG
Molecule: messenger RNA, 1778 nt
Organism: Rotaria sp. Silwood1
Lineage: Eukaryota; Metazoa; Rotifera; Eurotatoria; Philodinida; Philodinidae
Source: the annotation of a GenBank genome assembly